Molecule: messenger RNA, 2241 nt
Organism: Sus scrofa (pig)
Lineage: Eukaryota; Metazoa; Chordata; Mammalia; Artiodactyla; Suidae
Source: RefSeq, a predicted model, not a curated record
AUGGGGAGCCCAGAGUUUCCGAGCCCUUCUGGGCUGUCGGACGGGUGUCGGACGACAGAGGUAGCCGCUGGCUCCGAAUCCCCCCAGAAGCCUUUGGUAGUCAGGAUAUUCAACGUGCACAACCGGCCAGAGGAGUCCGAGGGGACGGACGAACAGGACCAGAGAGGCGAGAGGGAGGAGCCUGAAGAGUCCGACGAGAUCCUCGAGGGCCACGAACACUACGAGCGCCCCAAGCCUUCCAGACACUGUGCACACUACAAGACCCACAAGCCCUCCAAAUCCCAGGCACCCUACAAGCCCCGGAAACCCCAGAGCCCCCACGCUCCGAGUAACCCCCACAAGCCCUACGAAGCCCAGCUGCUUCCUGGAGCUGGCGUGAUGGUCUCCCCAUCUCUGGUGAACAGAUUCCAACCGCGGAUUCCGCCCUCUUCCCUGAGCGGCCCCGCUUCAGCCUUCUCUGCAGGCAAUCAUUGCAGUUGCCGCUUUGAACAUAUCUUCAUGGCAGCACUUAAGGUUGGUGGGAUCUCGCUCGGACCUGAGAGUGCGCAGCUCGGACCUGGGCUUUUAGGAGGCAGGGUAGCCGGCAGGUGGCAGCCUCCUCCGCGGUCGGCCUGGAGCACAGACAAGACCAGCCCUGCUGUUGGUCUUGGUGGUAACUGGAGCAGUGUGCUGGUCUUUGUUAGUUCUUUUUCUAGGAAGAGAAUUCAAGAUCUUUCUAGGCCUAAGAAGCAAUGGGGAGCCCCAGACAGAAAACUGCUUUGGGGAAACCAAGAUCCUAUCCGCCCUGUUUCCCGGGGUGCUUUGAAGGCUCAACUGACAGAAAGACUGGACAACCUUGCCCAGCCUAAGGAAGUCUCCCAUCGACACGUGCCGAGCAGGGCUCACUAUUUUUAUAGCUGCGGUAGAGAGUCUGUAAUCUGGGAGAUCCCUCCUCCUGCGCUGCUUUGCCGACCUUCCAAAAGGAUCCAGAAGCUAGCAGAGCCCAACAGAUUCAAGACAGGGUAUCUAAUAAAUAGGCCCUUCAGUGAUUACUUGACAAGAGAGUCUCUUCAAAUCUCUGGCCCUUCUCCCCGGAUAUUACGACUCUCAGUAGCCAAAGGCACCAAUCCAAACUAUGUUCCUCCAAAAAGUAUUGAAACCAAGAUUUCGACAUCUGCCCUGAAUGCUGUUGCAACUCCAAGAAUUGUAGACCUUGCCCAACCCAGGAUUAAGAUCGAGGGUCUGUGCUUUGAAAGAGAAAGUAAUGAAAUGCCCAUCCGUCCGGUAUCCCGUGCUGCCCUGCUAGCCAGCGCGAGCCCUCGGACGCUGGCUCUAGCGAGGGCCAGGCCCCCACAUCGGGAUUACCUACUUCCCCGUGAUGUCCAUUGGCCUGUGUCUCGGGCUGCUCUCCAUUCCAAAAUAUCUCCCAGAAUUCAAGAACUAGCGAAUCCCAAUACAAGGAGUCCUAUGCACAUUAUAUACUACGAUCCAGAAGUCUUUAAGGUCAAGCCAGCUGCCUUGAAAACACGGUGUUCUCCAAGGAUCCAAGAAUUGGCAGAACCUCUCAGGCGUUAAAUACACAAGCCACGUCAGUCCACCAGCAGUUAUGUUUCUAGAAGACAUAACAGAUACCUUAGUUCCCUAGUCUGGUUCUGUCCAGCAGUAUCCACCCCCGACCCCCACCUCCAACACACAGACCAGGAACACCACUCUGACCUGGAAUAGCAAUUGCUCCUGUCACCUGUAAUCACAUCAGGUCUGGGGCCUCCGACAUGUAAUAAAACAGAAAACGGCAGCCUGCCUUCUGGUCCUCACGGUCCGCUCACAUGCCCCUGGGCUGUUUCACUGCUCAGACGUGAAGAAACACUUUCUUACAUUUGCCAGUUUUGCUUUUCCCUGCAAGAUCCGAGUUUUCCAGUAGGUGAUUUGGCCUUGGCACCCUGAGAACUGAAAUCACGAUCUGUGUCACUUUUCCCGUGUCCCCUAAUUACCGAAAAAUAACCUAGAAACAGAAAAGCUUUUGUGGGUGAGUUAAAAUGGUUUUUAUAAUCUGUAGAUGAAAUCUAGGGAGCUGACUGCCGUGACUUAGUGGGUCUCCUCCACUGAUCACUGUUCCCGCCCACGUGCUCAGUGUCAUUUAUCAAUGUCAGAAAAAGCAAGAUAUUUGGUAAGUGGUCUGAGGCUUUGUCCAGAUGCAUCUGCCCAUAGUUUUUUAAUUUAUUUUAUUCUCUCCAUGGAUUAGUAUUAUGCAAAUUAAACUCU